AUGAUCAGCGUGAGCCGGGUCCCUCGGGUGCCGCACAGCCACGAGGCCAAGUUCCGCCACAAGGCGAACCCCGCGGUGGCCUUCCCGCAGAUCAGCGCCGUCGGGCGGUCCGUCGCCGAGGCGCGCUACGACCGGCGCCAGUCCGCGCGCGCGGGCCGCCGGGGCAGCCCGAGCUGGCUCGUGAGCGACGCCGCGCACUGGGGCAACGCCGGCGGGGACCCGCACCGGCGGCCCCACACGCGCGAGGCGACCCUGGCGCCGCCGCACCGGGGCGGCGACGCGGCGGCGCAGCCGCGGCGCGCGCCGCCACCGCGCGAGGCCCCCCGGCCGCUCGUCGCGGGCAUCGCCGUCGUCGAGCGGCCGCUGAGCUCCUACGGCGCGAAGCGCGGGCCGGACCGGGCGCCCCAGCCCCUGGCGCGGUCCCUGCGGGACCGCGAGGCGAGCCGGCUCCGCGGCGCGCAGCACCAGCGGAGCGACUCGUUCAUGGUCCAGGGCUCCGACGCGAUCGCGCCCCCGGCGAAGCGCGACGUCGGCACGGCGCCGCCGGCCGCGCCGCCGCCGCCCGCGAUGUCGCCGCCCCUCGCGAGCCCCGCGCCGCUGCACAGCGCGCCCCAGCCGCGCGUGCCGCGGCGCGCGACGGACACGGCCGAGGAGCGGCGCGCGGCGCGCGCGCGCCACGACGCGCCGGGCGCGGCGCACCUGCGGCCGACGAAAUCCUCAUCCCGCCACACCAUCGCGCCCCUCCAGCGGUCGAGCUCGCGCGUCUCCGACCGGUCCCGGAGCCCGCCGCCGAACUUCGACGACGCGGACUCGCGUCGCGGCGGACAGCCCCUGGACAACGACGCGGGCUCCGACUCCGACGAGCCCGACGACCCCUGCGAGUCGCCCUUCUACGGCGGCCUCGGGGGGCUCAGCCCCUGGUAG
Molecule: messenger RNA, 924 nt
Organism: Aureococcus anophagefferens
Lineage: Eukaryota; Pelagophyceae; Pelagomonadales; Pelagomonadaceae
Exons: 1
Coding region: 1-924 (307 amino acids)
Source: RefSeq, a predicted model, not a curated record